AACUGACAAGUCGAGUGUGGUGUGGAGACUGUUACGAUUGUUAGGUUAUAAUAGCGUUGUUUUACGUGCGUUGUGUUGUGUGUUUUUAUUAUUAUAAUUUGGUGGUAAAGUUAAUUAUUGUAUAUAAAAUCAUCAGUUAUGGCGGACGAGGAAUAUGAGGCGGAAGAUGCGGGUGCAGAUUAUGAUGAUAUAGCGGAGGAAGACGAUAAUAUUGAGGAGACGGAGGAGCAGGAAGAGGACGGUUAUAAUGUGCAGUGCCUGGCGCCUGGGCAAGCUGGAGGCGGCGUCGAGAAGUCAAAGCGGAUCACUACACGCUAUAUGACUAAAUACGAACGAGCUAGAGUACUUGGCACAAGAGCGCUACAGAUAGCGAUGUGUGCACCUGUUAUGGUGGAGUUAGAAGGAGAGACAGACCCACUGCAGAUUGCUAUGAAAGAGCUGAAACAACGCAAGAUCCCCAUCAUCAUCCGCCGUUACCUACCUGACCAUUCAUAUGAAGACUGGAGUAUAGACGAACUAAUAAUCAUAGAUCAUUAAGUUUAAAAAACCCACAGCCUUAUUCAACUAAACAAAAUACAAAAUAGUGGCCUUGAAACUAUUCAUCAUACAUAUUAUGUAUGUAUCGUACAUAUUUUAAAAAUAGAUCAACAAUAGAUUUUAUUCAGAUUAUGCAAUGUGUUUGUUGGAAGUUAUGAGAUAUUUAAUCAUAGUUCAAUCAAACUAGCUUGUUGUGUUCAGUAUAAUUAUGACGAUCUUCAGUGUAAAGUACACUAAACCUAAUAUAACAUAGAUUUUAAGUAAUAAAUAUUUUAAGUUCCUAA
Molecule: messenger RNA, 821 nt
Organism: Pectinophora gossypiella (pink bollworm)
Lineage: Eukaryota; Metazoa; Arthropoda; Insecta; Lepidoptera; Gelechiidae
Gene: RpII18
Product: DNA-directed RNA polymerases I, II, and III subunit RPABC2
Exons: 2
Coding region: 139-537 (132 amino acids)
Biological process (GO): DNA-templated transcription
Cellular component (GO): RNA polymerase I complex; RNA polymerase III complex; nucleus
Molecular function (GO): DNA-directed RNA polymerase activity; DNA binding
Source: RefSeq, a predicted model, not a curated record